Messenger RNA from Manis pentadactyla (Chinese pangolin), 2949 nucleotides. It is a transcript of the gene CCL27, whose product is annotated as C-C motif chemokine ligand 27. Gene Ontology annotation, molecular function: chemokine activity. Gene Ontology annotation, cellular component: extracellular region. The record is from RefSeq and is a predicted model, not a curated record. Gene Ontology annotation, biological process: immune response; positive regulation of T cell chemotaxis. NCBI's taxonomy places the organism in Eukaryota, Metazoa, Chordata, Mammalia, Pholidota, Manidae.
UGUCAGGCCUCCAGUUACUCUCAGUGACUGCCCUCCCAUUGCUGUGAGUAGUCUAAAAGUUCUGGCCUGGACUUCCUCCUAACUUUAUUCCCACAUUGUGUUGUGUACUCUGAACCCCAGCUCUGCUACCACCUUCCUCCUAGCCAGGACUUUGCCAAGUAUCUGAAGAAUUUUUUCCUGGGAGUGGAUCUGAAAUAUUUUAAGCCCAAAGUUGUAGAAAGUAGGCUGUGAGAGGAGGAGAAGAUUUGUAAAAGCUGCCUCCCUCAGCUUGCCACAGGGAAGUGACUUGCUACUGUUGGAGGUCUUUCUAUCAGUUAAUACCCCAACUUCUGGCUCCUCCAGUAUGAUCCCAGGCUUCGUAUGGAUUCCAGCAUCAACCCACCUAGCAGUUCUUGCUACCUCCCUAGGAGAACCCAAGGGCCACUGCUUCCUGCCACCCCUUUCUGUCUUGUCACCUAGGCGACCUCAGACCCACUAGCUCCUAAAGUGCUAAAGGUCAGGGACUCCUAAAGGGCCUGCUUUCAGCUUGGGAUUGGCCCAAGCACCGGAAAAGGCACCAGAGGAUUCAGUUAAAUAGAUAGCCCAGUUUUGUGGGUGGGGACAAAGCUAACUUUGAGCCUGUGGCUACCCCUGCCACAGCAGGUUAUGGCUAGGGAGAAGACUUGGCCUUAUUUUUGGAGAAGCCAAAGGGGAAAGAGGGGCACAUACCCGGAAGAAAUCGUUUCUUGCCUUCCCAAGUCUUUAGACUGACUGGUACAGGAAAGACCACAAAGUGUGUGGUGGAUAGCUGAUGAUGGAGAAAACCUGUGGUAAGCCAAUGACACCUCAAUGGCUGCACUCAAGCUCUGGGGCACAAGUCCAGACUGGAGGGUGGGGGAGAGACCCUAAGGACUAGAAAUUCAAGAUGAAUGACCUCUAGGCCACUUUCAAGAAUGGACUAGGCUCUUGAGCCAUUUCCUCACACGAUGAAAUAAACCUUCCUCACAUCAAGAACCCUGUCAAAGGUGGAGUGCCCUGUUCAGACCUGGACCUGCCCCUCACCAGGACAUGUCAGAAUUCCUGAGUAUCCACAAGACAUAUUCCAGAGGAGGACUUUCAAGCCUCACCCUGGACCAGAGGGAGGAGCAGCUUGCGCUGUUCAGCCUGGCUGGGGGACUAGUCCCUACCAUCAGAACUAAUGGUCCCUCCUGAUUGUUGCAGCCACCCUGCAGCAGAAAGAGAUGCCCAGGGAAGGUGUGAAUCCCUAUCCCAAUAGAAGGUCUGUCCCAUAAAGGGUAGCUGGCCACAGAAGGCACCUCUGCAACAACCAGAUAAAGGCUGCAUUACUGGGUUCUGACUCCGUUUAUGUUUCAAACACUAAACAGGACUUCAGGGUUGAAAUCCCUAGACUGGGAGUGGGAAAUUCUUCAAGGUGCCAGGGGCACUAAACUCAGCAGCAUGUUGCCACUCCUUCCUGGAAAGGAGAGGAGGAGUUUUUGCCUUGGGCAAAAGGGGUAAGAGGAGUGAGGGUUGGAUAUGGGAUUAGGAGAGAAGGGACAGAAAGGAGAUGGGAGGUUGAGGCUUCAGCAAGAGAAUGAGAUACAGAGGGUUGUUGACAGGGGUAUUACUGGCCCUGGGUGGGGAGGGGACAUUUCCUCCAGGCCGAUGGUGGAGAGAGGCUGCAAUUUGAAUAGAACAAAAGAGGUAAAUUGAGCUCUUGAGUCUGAUGUCUCAAUAAGCCAGGAACUGAGUCUGGGAACCCCAGAUCAAUGCUGGCAAGAAGCAGGCAUUUCUGGGACAGAACAGGAAGAUAAGAUAUCUUGGGUCUUCUACCUGUUUGACACCAGCAACUGAUACCAAAGAACUUUCACCUUCCUUAUCCACCCCAUCUUUCCUCCCUGUCCCAUCUUGCUGGGGAAAGUGGUUCCCACCUCAGCAUCCCCAACACACCCCAAUACCAUCAAAAAGGGCCUCCUCCAAGCUUCUCGCUCUGACUGUGACUAGCUCCAGCCAAGACUCCCCAGCCAGAGGGACCUGCUUCUAGGACCUACUCCCAUCAAUUUCUCCUGAUUAAGACAGGCAGGGUCCAUCAGGCAGGAAGUGAGGAGGGGAAAAUAAAGGCAAAUUGUUGCUGGCUGUCCCCUGUUCCCACCCCACCAACAACUUCCCCAUCAGAAUUUGUGUACUAGUGUGAUUGUGUGAUAGGAUGAUUGUGAAAACCCAACUGUGGGGGUGGAACUUUGAGUAUCACUGGGGCUAUAUGAUUCUGCCUAUAGCUGUUUGUCCAGGUGAAGCUAAUGGAGUGAGGCGUGACUGAGUGUCUAGCUAUGGGAAUGUGAGUGUGAAUGUUCAUCACUGGCUGCUACUGUGGAUCUCUGACUGCCCUGAGUCAUGUGCUGUCAGCCCACAUCAUGCACUACCCCUCCUAGCUUCUCUGCCCAGGGCUCAGGAGCCCAUGGGAAAUGACAGAAGAGGAAGGGGUCUGUGCCAAGUAGGGCCCAGGAAUGUCACGGGAUUAGCAAUAUUUUCACCUGCCUCUGACUCACCUAGUACCCCAGGUAAAAGGCACCCAGAUAAAAGUAGGGGAGGAAGAGGAGAGAGAAGGAAGUAUCUCGGCUGAGCAGCAUGAAGGGAACCUCGCCUACCAGCAGCCUCCUGCUGCUAUUGUCACUGAGCCCAGACCCUGGAGCAGCAUUGCUACUGCCGCCCAGCACUACCUGCUGUACUCAGCUCUGCAGAAAGCCACUAGACAACAUGCUGAGGAAGGUCAUCCAGGUGGAACUGCAGGAGGCUAAUGGGGACUGUCACCUCCAGGCCUUUGUGCUUCACCUGUCUCAAUGCAACAUCUGCAUCCAACCCCAGAACCACAGCCUGGCUUUGUGGUUUAAGCACUGAGGGAAAAGGUUCCAGGGGACUCUGCCCAACCUGAAUUGGGGGCUGACAGAGAAAAUGGACCUGGGCUCCCAGUAG